UUUUUAAAAAAAAAAUUAAAUUCCCCUUUUCUUUUUUUUCUUUAGUUUACACUACGGCGUAAUUUUUUUUAAAAAAUUUAAAAUUUCCCUUUUCGCCUAAAUUAUUCGCUAUGGAAUGUACAAAAGCUAUGGAAUGCACGGAAGUAGCAUGGGAAAUCAUAAAACAUUUUCAGGAUGACUUUUCAACUUUAUAUUCAUGUUUUCAAGUUAACAAGUUAUGGUCUCGUUUAACAAUCCCAUUUAUAUGGGAAGAUCCAUUUUCAUUUAAACAACCGAAAAACUAUAAUUACAUUGAGGCUUACUUAUUUUUAUUAGACAUUUAGAUACAAAUAAAUUAAUCAAUUCUAUAAAAAAGUGGGAUGCAAUAGUUAAUCCGAUACGACAAAAAGGUCUCGUAAAAUUUAUCUAUAAGUCAUUAAUUAAAUUAUUUGUUGAAAGUGAUGCAAAUUUACUUACUCUUGAUUUUACAUAUAACCGUAAUUAUUAUAAUAUUACUAUUUCUCAAAUUAUUUUAAAUCCAAAUUUUAUUUGUAAUAUCAGGAAACUUUAUCUUAAGU
This is a messenger RNA of Rhizophagus irregularis DAOM 181602=DAOM 197198, 557 nucleotides long. The record is from RefSeq and is a predicted model, not a curated record. NCBI's taxonomy places the organism in Eukaryota, Fungi, Glomeromycota, Glomeromycetes, Glomerales, Glomeraceae.